This is a messenger RNA of Carassius auratus (goldfish), 3065 nucleotides long. Its product is annotated as mitochondrial import receptor subunit TOM70-like. Gene Ontology annotation, molecular function: transmembrane protein transporter activity; protein binding. Gene Ontology annotation, biological process: protein import into mitochondrial matrix; protein insertion into mitochondrial inner membrane. Gene Ontology annotation, cellular component: mitochondrial outer membrane. The record is from RefSeq and is a predicted model, not a curated record. Bases 87 to 1826 code for a protein of 579 amino acids. NCBI's taxonomy places the organism in Eukaryota, Metazoa, Chordata, Actinopteri, Cypriniformes, Cyprinidae. The transcript is spliced from 12 exons.
GAGUAGUAUCUGUAAAGGAGGUGUUUCGUUGUUGCGUAUACACGUUCGUGCCUGAGUUUGCGCGUUGGCUGGGUUCUGCUGCGUGAAUGAUGGCUGCGUCGAAGCCCGUAGAGCCUCAGUCCGGGAGUGGGCUCCCCCGUUGGCAGCUAGCUCUCCUGGUUGGGACUCCGAUUGUCCUCGGUGUCGGAGCUGUCUACUUGUGGAACCGAAGUCGCGGCAAAGAGAAGCAAGGGAAAAGAAAUGGGGAGAGGAAAACCCCCGAAGGAAGCGCUAGCCCUGUCCAGGGCCAGCACGGUGCGAUCAAUCCAGAGCUGGAGAACAUGAGUCCCCUUGACAAAGCACAGUCUGCUAAGAAUAAGGGCAACAAAUACUUUAAGGCUGGCAAAUAUGAGUUGGCGAUCCAGUGCUACACCAACGCUAUCAGCCUAUGUCCCAAAGAACAGAAAGGAGAUCUGUCCACCUUCUACCAGAAUAGAGCUGCAGCCUACGAGCAACAGCUGAAAUGGACAGAAGUGAUACAAGAUUGCUCUCAGGCAGUUGAGCUGAAUCCUUGCUAUGUAAAAGCCCUUUUUAGGCGUGCCAAAGCACUGGAAAAACUGGGUAACAAGAAGGAGUGUUUAGAAGAUGUGACAGCAGUAUGUAUUCUUGAGGUUUUCCAGAACCAGCAGAGCAUGCUGCUGGCAGACAAGGUUCUGAAACAGCUGGGGAAAGAGAAGGCCAAAGAAAAAUACAAGAACCGGGAGCCCCUUAUGCCAUCUCCUCAGUUCAUCAAGUCCUACUUCAGCUCCUUUACUGAUGACAUAAUUUCACAGCCUUUACAGAAGGGGGAAAAGAAAGAUGAGGAUAAAGACAAAGAGGGUGAGGCCUCGGAGGUUACAGGAAGCUCAGGUUUCCUAAAGGCUAAGCAGUAUAUGGAGGAGGAGAACUACGAUAAGAUCAUCAGUGAGUGCACUAAGGAGAUCGAGUCUGGAGGCAGAUACACAGCCGAAGCUCUUCUACUGAGAGCCACCUUCUACCUACUGAUAGGCAACGCUACAGCUGCACAGCCUGAUCUUGACCGUGUCAUCAACAUGGAUAAUGCUAAUGUCAAGUUACGUGCUAAUGCACUCAUUAAACGUGGAAGCAUGUACAUGCAGCAGCAGCAGCCCCAGCUCUCCACGCAAGACUUCAACAUGGCUGCAGAGAUCGACCCCCGUAAUGCAGAUGUCUACCACCACAGGGGACAGUUGAAGAUUCUGCUGGAUCAGGUAGAGGAGGCUGUGGGAGAUUUUGAUGAGUGUAUAAAGCUUCGACCAGAUUCUGCACUUGCCCAGGCCCAGAAGUGUUUUGCGUUGUACCGGCAGGCCUACACUGGAAACAACUCAUCCCAGGUUCAGAAAGCCAUGGAUGGUUUUGAGGAUGUCAUUAGGAGGUUUCCAAAGUGUGCUGAGGGAUAUGCUCUGUAUGCACAGGCACUAACAGACCAGCAACAGUUUGGUAAAGCAGAUGAAAUGUAUGACAAAUGUAUUGAACUAGAGCCAGACAAUGCCACAACAUAUGUCCACAAAGGUCUGUUGCAGCUUCAGUGGAAACAGGAUCUGGAAAUGGGCCUUGAACUCAUUAGCAAAGCCAUUGAAAUUGACAAUAAGUGUGACUUUGCUUAUGAAACCAUGGGAACCAUUGAAGUCCAAAGAGGCAAUCUGGACAAGGCUAUAGACAUGUUCAACAAGGCCAUCAACUUGGCCAAGUCAGAGAUGGAGAUGGCUCAUCUCUACUCCCUGUGUGAUGCUGCUUAUGCCCAAACAGAGGUGGCCAAGAAGUAUGGGCUCAAGCCUCCCACGCUGUAACUCUUGCCUCCUUUUGCCACUCUGCUGCCGGGCCACAGGACACAUCCCAUAACCCAUUGUUUUGUUUUUUUACUUCAUCAUAAAGAUGAUUAUUAUCAAUGAAAAGGAUGGCCGGACAGGUUCUGCUACUAAAUGUUUACACCAGUUUUUAUUUGAGUACUGGAAGGUGGCACAGAAAAUGGUGGAGGAGCAGCAAAAAGAAACAAGAUAAAGUAAAAAGCAAGUGCAAAGGACUGAUGGCUGCUUUGUUUGAUAUCAAAUCAUCAGUGGCAUAGUUCACAUCCUCCCUCAUUGAGUAUGGCUUAGGCUGUUUUUGCAACAGUACGCAUUUGUUCAUGUUCAGCCUCCCCUGCCAACUGGUGACAUAAAUGUGAAUCUUUUUGAUUAUAUAAUCUUAAUUUAAUGGUCAAUUAUGGACAUUGGGGUCCUUAAUCACCAAUAGAACAUUACUUUUUACUUUCUUAUUUUCUUUCGUCCAUCCAAGACACCAGAUCGAGUAAGUUUAUACCAUUAUACCAGUGUAUACCAUCAGCAGGACUGCAUUGUUAAGUCAUGGUUUGAAGCUGUAAUAUGCACAAGUUUUGUCCUUUCACUGUCACAUCCUAGCAACCUUAUUUACGGUCUUUGCUGUAUGGAAAGUGAAGGAUUAAAGUUUUAGAUGAGAUGUAUUUGUGUUAUAAAUCUGUUCUUGAUGUGUCACUGCCGUGAUGACACUGUGUUUUUAAGAAUGGGAAUAUAUUGAGGUUUAAUGUAAAAUUUAGCCAUACAGAUAUUCUUUUUUUUUUUUUUUUUUCAGGGGAUUUCUUUUUUUUACAUUGUGCUGCAUUUUAUAAUGCAUGUCAAUACAAAUUAUAAUAUCCUAUAGAGCAUAUAAAAAUAAAUAGUAUAACUAAUUCAAAGCCCUUUUAGCCCUGUACAAGAAUUUUGCUGUGAAAUCACCUUGCCUAUCUCUUCAAACUGAGGCACUAAAGUGUUAAAUGUUAAAAACGUAGCUGUGAGAAACUUAAUGUUUCAUUUUUGUGCAAGAACAUGAAUGAAUGUAGAAAAAAAUAUGAAUCACCAAAAUUGCAUUCCUCUCAUUUUAUCUUCCAAACUGCACAUUACAAACUGCUGUUUGUAUUUAGUUUAGUUUCUCUGUGAAAUAAAAAUGUAAUUGAGGCGUAUUUUUGAAGAAUUGCUCCAUUCUUUUUAAAUCUUCAUGCAAGAAAAUAAAAGAAACACCUUACAUUUGGCAACUAA